AUGGUGAAAGUGAGAACACUGAUUGCAUUGGCAGCAUCAAGGGGUUGGAACUUGUAUCAAAUGGAUGUCUACAAUGCAUUAUUUCAAGGAGAUCUAUAUGAAGAGGUGUGCAUGGAGCUUCCUCAUAGAUUCAGAAGACAGGGGGAGUCAAAGGGAAUGAUGAUGGUCACAUACAGGAGACAAAAGAUGGAUCAUGAGACAAGCAAGGGAAUUUUGUUGAAUCAAAGAAAGUAUGCAUUGCAAUUGGUGUCAGAUCUGGGAUUAGGAGGAACUAAGCCAGCAGCAACACCUAUUGAUUUGAAUCAGAAAUUUACUUCACAAGAGUAUGAUCAACAUACUGGUGCAUCAGGAGAUGAGGCAUUAGGUGAUGCAUCAGCCGAUCAAAGAAGCAUUGGGAGAUUGCUUUAUCUAACAAUAACCAAACCAGACAUUAGCUAUGUUGUACAUACUCUAAUUGAAUUUAUGCAAGCACCCAAAAGAUCUCACUGGGAUGCAUCAGUUAGAGUAGUAAAGUACAUCAAGAAAGACCCAGGAAUGGGAAUUCUUAUGAGUAGUGUACAGUCAAAUACCUUAAGCUGCUACUCUGAUGUUGAUUAG
This is a messenger RNA of Nicotiana attenuata, 597 nucleotides long. RefSeq lists its product as uncharacterized. NCBI's taxonomy places the organism in Eukaryota, Viridiplantae, Streptophyta, Magnoliopsida, Solanales, Solanaceae. The record is from RefSeq and is a predicted model, not a curated record. The transcript has 3 exons. The coding region runs from base 1 to 597 and encodes 198 amino acids.